AAAAAAAAAACACACACAAAAAUCAAAAAUAGUAAGAAGAAAUACGAAAUCAUUAUCAAUAACAAAAGAAAAUAAUAUAAGUUAGGAAAAAGAAGUGGAGAGCAAAACCAAUAAAUUAUUACUACUAUUCAAUAAUAAAAGAGCAAAAUGAGUUAAAUACCAGAAAAGGGAGAAUACAAUUCUAUUUUGAUUCACAACAUACCAGAAAAUGUUACGAGAGAGGAGAUUUAAAACUCCUUCAAAAAGUUUGGCACUAUCAAGAAUAUAUAAAGUUUUAAGCGCAAGAACUACACCAUAAGAAUAGAAUAUACAAAUUCUGAAGAUGCAUAAAAAGCUAUGAAAGAAAUGAACUUUCACACUUUUUAAGGCGAAGAAAUCAAUAUUCAAUUCUUUUUAGAUAAGGAGAAGAAGGAAUAAAUUAAGCAUAACAAUAUUGUCAUUAAGAAUGUUCCUAUUAAUAUCAGCUAAACAGACCUUUUUGAAGCUUUUAGCAUGCACGGAGAUAUUUUUUCUCUUUACCUCAAAAAAGGAGUAGAUAAAGCAAAUGUAGGAAUAGGAUAUGUUUAAUUCUUUAAAAAUGCAGAUAAAAUCAAGAUACUUGAAUUGUAGGAUUCAUAAGGAGGCGAGCUAACACUAAAUCUGAAAAACGAUACCGAAAUUAAGCUAAAGCUUGAGGAAUUCUAUUCAAAGAAUGAAGAAGAGGCUAUAUUGAUGUAAAAGUAGUAGCAAUAAUAGUAGAUUUAACUAUAACAACAAUAAUAAAUUUCUUAAGGGUAGGUUGAGUAAUCUUCAGGAGAACUAAAGAUAGAAGCCCAACCUGGAGUUUAAAAUUUGACCAUUCAGUCAGCACUAAUACCAUAAAUUUAAUAGCUUUAGCAAAAUUCUUUGCAAUAAAGUAUAGCAAAUUAGGUAAAUAAUACUCAAUAGCUCUAGCAAUCUAUCAUUUAAUAAACUCUUUCUCCCCAAGCUUUAUAAUUACCUAACUAAUCUGAUAAUUCUUAAGCUUCUACUGCUGUUGUUGCGUCAAAUAUAGAAUAUGUUGUAAUUUUUAUUAAAAAUUUUAUGGAAAAGGAAAUUAGCACGUCUGAAUCUAAUGAGAUAAGCUAAGCUUUAAAAAAUAUAGAAAUUAGCAUUAAAUAAGUUAUUGAAAAAGUUUAAAAUGAGCUCAAAGGCAGUGCUCCUAAAUUAGAAUUUUAUGUUUAAUAUAAUGCACAGAAAAAAAAUUUCUGGAGUCAUUUGUUUGGAGUGGGUACAGCUGAUGUUUUUCAAAAUAUAUUUGAAAUUACUUCUAAACUGCUCAAACAGACUUAUCCUUCAUGCGAAGUAAGCUUUAAGUAGAAAAAGAAAUAGCAAGAACCAUCAGCAAAGCAUCUUAUUUGUUUUGGAGUGAGACCAACUAUAACUCAUGAAAAAAUAAAACAAUGGCUCGAAGAUCAGAUUUUUAGUAGCCUAACUGUUUCAUCUAUAAGCUUCAAUUUAGUCAAAAAGAAAGAAAGUAGCACUUCAACUCAAUCUUCAAAAAAUUUUGAAAAAGAUUCAUAAGUGCUCUACAUCUUCUUUUUAAAUGAAUAAGAAGGCAUUUAGUUUAUGGAAAUAUGCAAAAAGAACUUAGCUCACACAAACAACAUUUUUUAUAAGCCAAAGAUUUCUUAAUACCUAACAGAUAAGCAAAGGUAAGAUUUGAAAGCUAAAAUGAAUCAAAAUAAUUCUAACAAUCUAGGCAGUUAAGGCUAUUCAAGCAACCAUUAAAAUUACUAAAAUCACCACUACCAAUAGGGAAAUUCAAACAACCAUCACCAAGUAUAUCACCACAACAACGGCAACAACAACAAUCACAAUUAUAACCACAAUCACCACCAUCACCAUAAUUAUAAUUAAAAUAACCACUACAAUCCUAAUUAGCAUCAUUAUUAUACUAAUAAUAACAAUUAAAAUUAAACUAGCAAUCAUAAUCAUCAUCAUCAUCAUCACCACAACAAUAUAAAUAAUACUGCUUAUCAUAAUAAUAAUCCCAGCUAUCAUAAUAAAAACCAGUAGCAUUCUUAGCAGGGAAAUAGCCAUAGCCACAAUCACUAUUAAGCUGGAAAUCAUCACUUCCAUUAGGCUAAUUUUAAUUAAUCUCAUAAUAGCAACCAUCAUAAUGGAAAUAACAGUCACCACAGCUAGCAUUCUUAGCAUCCCAAUCAUUAGUCUGGGUAUAAUAAUUAGAAUCAAGCUGGUUAAUAGAGCAGGUAAAGAAAUAGUAAAUCUAUGAAUUAUAGAACUAAUUAAGCAGGAAAUAACUCAAGUACUAACUAUCAAGGAGGUUAGAAUUAUUUAGGAACUAAUGGGUAAAAUAAUGCUAGUUCAAGUUCAAGCUAAUAAAAUCAAAGUAACCAAACUAAUCAACAGCAAAGAGGUAGCUAAAAUAUUAGCUCCUCACAAUAAAACAAUCAAUAUAAUUAUGGAUAAGGAAAUAGUCAAAAUAAUUAAAUGCAGUAAAGAAAUACCGCAUACGCUUAGCAUAGAUCAUAGAUUAAUAAUUAAAAUAACUCAUAAUAAAGUGUUCACUAAGGUACAAAGAAUAUACCAAGCAACUACACAUAGCACCACUAAAAGAAUUAAGGCAUGCAAAAUGAAAAUACUAGAAAUAAUAGAACUAGAAAUUAGAACAAUCAGCAUAGCAUGAACAGUAAUCAUCACAGCCACAUUGCAAAUAGUCAAUAAGGAAAUAACAAUUAAAAUAAUUAUCAUAACAAUAGUUAAUCAUAUGCUUCAUCUGGAAAUUCUUUCUUACCUAAUUAUGCUAAUAACCAUUAACGUAUUGAUUAAUAUUCUUAGAGUGCUAAUAUUCAUAAUAGCAAUAACAAUCGUAGGUCACAAAACAAUAAUGUGAAUAGCAGUAAUUUGAGCUCUGGAAAUAAUAACAAUUUUGAUAAUAAUAAUAACAAACAAAAUUUCACAAAUAGCAAAAGUGAGACUAAUAACAGCUACACUAGCACUUCAAGUUAAGGAACUGCCUAAAUAUAUGUUUAGAAAAAUUAAUAAAAUUCUAAUAAUAGCAAUGGCAAUAAGCACUUCAAUGGCUCUAGCAGUGGAUUAAAUAAUUCUUAUAGUAGUUUUACAUCUCCUCCUUAAGGAAACAGAGUAAAUAACGCUAAUAACACUCAAGGAGGUACUUUGAAUACAUUUGAUACAUUCCCUAGUAAUCAUAUUACUUAAAAUACCAACUCAUUUGGAAAUAUUGGAAGAGGUACUAAUAGUAGUAAUUUCCAUAACACAAAUUCAUCUACAAACUAAACAGUAGCAUAAUAAUAAAAUUACUCAAAUAAUACUAAUAAUUAGUAAUACUUUUAAGCCAAUAGCAAUAAGAACUAAAAUUAUUUUAGUCCUCUAGGCGUGAACAGCUAAUCUCAAUAAUAGAAUUAAGUUGGAUAAGCUAAUGGAAGCAUCUAAAAUAAAUCUACCAAUUACUUGGUAAAUAUUUCUUCAAACAACCUGAUUGUAAAUCCCAAUAACUCAACUGCCAACACGACAGCUACAGCAUCUCCAACUACUGCUUCGUCAUAAAAUGUAGUAAAUUCAAUGUCUAGUAAUGCAUUUACAUCAUCUCUGAGUAGCUAUAUAAUAGCUUUGAGCAACGCAAAUACUCAGCAAGUAUAGCAAAAUGUAAUUGAAAACCUUAGAAAUGAAGUUCUAAAUAACAAAGUAGAAUUUAAGGCUCUUUAGGAUAAAGAUUUAAAAAAUAAAACUAUUUCAUAUAUAAUUAAAUAAAUGAUUAUCAAUUUAUCAAGCGCUGAAGAAAAGGUAGGCUAAUUACUCCAAAUCAAAGAAAGUGAUAAAAUCAAAGCAAAAGUAGAACAUUUUAUUUCAAUUAAUGAGUAAAUAUGCCAGCUUUUCACAAAUUGUGUAUUUAGCACUGACGAGAUUCUGCAAAUAAUCGAAGAUUAAAAUUAACUUGUUCAAAAAUGUGAAUAUUUCACAAAGCUAAAAACAUCUUGA
Tetrahymena thermophila SB210 is the source of this 3981-nucleotide messenger RNA. RefSeq names its product RNA recognition motif protein. The record is from RefSeq and is a predicted model, not a curated record. Gene Ontology annotation, molecular function: RNA binding. The transcript is spliced from 2 exons. Lineage: Eukaryota; Ciliophora; Oligohymenophorea; Hymenostomatida; Tetrahymenidae.